This is a messenger RNA of Momordica charantia (bitter melon), 2279 nucleotides long. Its product is annotated as protein trichome birefringence-like 16. Gene Ontology annotation, molecular function: acetyltransferase activity. The record is from RefSeq and is a predicted model, not a curated record. NCBI's taxonomy places the organism in Eukaryota, Viridiplantae, Streptophyta, Magnoliopsida, Cucurbitales, Cucurbitaceae. Gene Ontology annotation, biological process: xyloglucan metabolic process; xylan biosynthetic process; plant-type secondary cell wall biogenesis. Gene Ontology annotation, cellular component: Golgi apparatus.
CAUUGCAUUCUGUUCCCGAAAGUUAAGAACCCGAAAGUUAAGAAAGGGGGAAAAAGAACUGACAUUGCAUUCUCCGUUCAGCGACGGAACUCCCACGCCCGCCCUCUCAAUAGCUUUAUUUUUUUCCUUCACAUUUCUAUUUUUGGCUCUCUGCUCCUCCCUCCUGUUCUCUCAGUUCAUCGUUUUUCUGCUUAUUUUUCUUCAUAUCGUCCAGUUCUACCCAUUUAUUGUAAUUCGACGCUUGCUAUUCUCGCUUCCUGAUCCGUCCUUCGCAGCCGCAACCACCUAUUAGAGGUUCUUCUUCUUAACUACCUUUGUUUUCUGCAGAUCGUCUCUACUGCAGCCUUGAUAUCUUACCUGUAAGGAUGAAAAAGAGUUUUUAUGGAUUGAGGGGUAAGGAGUUAUCUCUGGUAACCAUUGCCUUGAUGUGCAUGGUUAUUAUUAUGUUGACAUGGGAGAAAACUCCACUUCUCAGUACCUUUCCUCCACCUCAAACUCGGCUGCAAUUUUCUUCAGAUAGUCUGGCAGGUACAUUAGUUAGUGCAUCUCAUUUGGAGCAACAAGGACAUGCUGAUGAAUACAUUCCCUCAUUUGAAGAUAAAAACACUGUAAAUAACCAAGAAGUUGGUAGGGCUUUUUCUCACAGUUAUUCAAAUGAUGAGGACACAACAUCUUUCCAGAAUAAAAGAAUUGCUGUGGGUUCCAGAGGAGCUACACACAAACAAAUAGUGGAACUAAGAACUGAUGGAAGUUCAGGAAGUCCAAAAGAAAUGAUAGAAGAUGAAACAAUACGCAACCAAAUCGUGGUAGAAGAAGGUGUAGAGGCUCUGAGAAAGAAAGAGGUUUCGAAACCAAAACUAUUAGAAGUUGAUGAAAAAAUAAAACAGGUAGUUGAAGAAAAUUAUUCAAGACAAGGAAAACAAAGUGUUGAUUCAGUUUUGCCAAUUGCCUACAACGUCAGCAAAGUAGAUGAAAAAUUGGAAAGGGAUCAAGCCUGCAAUUAUGCAAAAGGAAAAUGGGUUGUAGAUGAGAAGCAGCCUCUGUAUUCUGGAUUUGGCUGCAAGCAAUGGCUCUCUGGAAUGUGGGCUUGCCGUUUGACCCAACGUACAGAUUUUGCCUAUGAAAAACUUAGAUGGCAGCCAAAAGGCUGUGAAAUGGAAAGAUUCAAAGGUUCCGAGUUCCUGAAAAGGAUGCAAGACAAAACUCUAGCUUUUGUUGGAGACUCUUUGGGCCGCCAGCAAUUCCAGUCCCUAAUGUGCAUGGUCACAGGUGGUGAAGAGCAGCUUUUCGUAGAUGUGGGGAAGGAAUUUGGCCUGGUCUUGGCUCCUGGUAAUACACGCCCUAAUGGGUGGGCAUAUCGAUUCCCAAGCACCAAUACUACAAUACUCUACUACUGGUCAGCUAGCCUCUGCGAUGUGGAGCCCUUGGAUAUAAGAGAUCAAAACACUGAUUAUGCCAUGCAUCUUGAUCGGCCACCUGCAUUCUUACAGCAAUAUAUUAACAAAAUUGACGUGUUGGUUCUAAACACAGGGCACCAUUGGAAUCGGGGAAAGCUCAAGGCCAACCGCUGGGUGAUGCACGUGGGUGGUAAACCAAACAUUGACAGGAAACUUGCAAUGAUUUGGAGUGCCAAGAAUUUAACCAUCUAUAGUAUCGUCAACUGGGUGAACUCUCAGCUGCCAAAGUACCCAGGUUUGAAAGUUUUUUAUCGAACAAUUUCACCGAGGCACUUUGUGGGUGGAGAUUGGAAUACAGGAGGAAGUUGUGACAACACGAGACCCAUGUCUGUAGGGAAGGAAGUAUUACAAGAUGAAUCUAGUGAUGAAAGUGCUGCAGGUGCAGUGAAGGGGACGGGGGUUAAGCUUUUGGACAUAACAGCCCUUUCGCAGCUUAGGGAUGAGGCUCAUAUAUCUAAAUACAGCAUAACAGCCAAAGCUGGUGUUCAAGAUUGCCUCCACUGGUGCCUACCAGGCGUUCCCGAUACAUGGAACGAAAUUUUGUUUGCACAAAUUUAGUCCCAUCCCAUAAUAAAUCGCUGUGUCUGGUAAACCACCCAUGGCCUCAGGAGGCUGUUCGUCCGCCGUUGAGCAGUAGGGGUUUGAAGAAGUGGCUCCAAAGAGUUCGAGUGUCUGAUUUUCAUCUAGUCUAAUUAGUACGGUGGAAAGUUCAUCUUUUUUUUUCAAUAUUGUACAGACCAUAUGAAUUCCUAUGGUUACGCAUAAAUAUAUUUAAACAUUCUGAUGAUGAUGAUGAACGCUAAUAGUUAUGGUUGACUGUAA